Anarrhichthys ocellatus (wolf-eel) is the source of this 10228-nucleotide messenger RNA. Its product is annotated as axin-2-like. Lineage: Eukaryota; Metazoa; Chordata; Actinopteri; Perciformes; Anarhichadidae. Gene Ontology annotation, molecular function: molecular adaptor activity; ubiquitin protein ligase binding; protein kinase binding. The record is from RefSeq and is a predicted model, not a curated record. Gene Ontology annotation, cellular component: plasma membrane; nucleus; beta-catenin destruction complex. Gene Ontology annotation, biological process: positive regulation of proteasomal ubiquitin-dependent protein catabolic process; cell development; regulation of centromeric sister chromatid cohesion. The transcript has 11 exons. The coding region runs from base 4891 to 7269 and encodes 792 amino acids.
AAACAACUCUGAUAAAGUGAAGCGAAAGAAUAUUUUUAGCCUUGACUGAAUGUCUUUUUUUAAAGCAGAUGUCUUGUCCUUCUUUCACAAUCUGUUCUAUUAGAUAUUGAUGUGUGAUACAUUUGAUCUGAUGUGUGUGUUUGAUCAUCUGUUAUACCUUUACUUGCUGAGACAGUUCAGGGUCUUUUGUGAUGUAAAUUCAACAUCCUAUAGCCUGUGUCCUUUGAAGGAUGGAAGAGGCUCAGACAGACCUAGACAGAGAUUUUUCUCAGGAAUUCACCGUAGGUGUCACAGAGACGAAGCUCGCCCCCCUCCCUUGUCAAAAAAAAAAGAAUCUUGCUUGCUUCCACACCAUAUGGAGAAUUGUCCCAAUUUCUUUUUCCUUUAUAUCAAAUGCAAUGCGUUUCAAGUCAAACCUUUUGUAGCAUAUACAGUACCACAUGCGAUUUGGGCUCUUGUGUGGCGACGCAAACUUUGUGACUUUUUGAUAUCUCGGUGAAUGCUGUCUGACAAGUUUCUGUCACUCACACUUUUUACCUUUUUUCUCUCUCCACCAGCAAGCAUAUUUUCUACCCCAUCGAUUGAUUAGCAUACAUCAAGCAACUGUCGUCAUGGCAAAACUUCAUUUGAAUCUUCAGUACUUUCCCCGUGUCUUUCAACCAGCAGCUGUCAGCCACAUCAACACUAGACACGCUCUGCGCCAGACAAAGUUAAAUUGAAGCACACUCUAACACUAUAUAUAGAUAAAAUGUCACGUCUUUCAAGAGACAAGGCACCUUCGAAGUCGUCAAUACAGAGCGCGUUAUCACGGGCAAAAUAACUUUGAAACUGGAGAAGAGAGUAAAGAUGAAACGAUUAUUCUCUCUUCCCACUUUGUGCUUGAAAGAGGGAAAAGGCGAGAUUAUUCUAAAGUGGGUAGAAGCGUUUAAGGGGCUUGCUUUUUGAUCUGCCUGUCCGUCAACGAAAACGAAGAGCACCUCCUGAUGCUUCUGAUCGUUAGGUGUCCUCAAAGUGUCUCAAAGUCUCUUUGUUAUCGCUGAGUGUGUCGAUUAAAGGGAGGAAUAUCAUUUAUUCAUUUUGCCAUUGAGCGAAAGAAAGAAAGGAUUCAAGAGCUUAGCGUUCAUUUUUGUCAAACUCUCGAGGUGCGGUGAUGAAGUCAGCUUUCUUUUGAAAGUUGAGGUAAAAAGAUGUGGAGUGAAAGUUUUUGCUCUGCAAAUUUUGAAAGGCCCCAUUGAGAUGAAAUAAAUAGUGAUCAAACUUUAUUAAACUUUUCUUUUAACAGCACCCUGUAGGAUGACAGUUCUGAGAAGCAUUCUGUCGAACAAGGUUUUGCUGAUGGUCGUAACUAAUACAUAAAAAACCACACAGAUACACACAAUCUCUCUUUCUAUUAUAUUAUAUAUCUGUCUGUCUCAUACACACACACACACACACACACACAUACUCCGACGGAGAACAUAUAAAGUUUAGUGCAUGUUUAUUGGUAUAUGCCAGAAUCAACACACUCAGGACAAUGCCACAUUCGUUGUCGCUCUGUUUUCCAAACACGGCAUCUGAUUCUUUAACAUGCUUCUCAGUGUGGAAGUCCCUUCCAUUCCUACUGUUUCAGUUAUUUAUUUAUUUUUUCAAAUACUCAGUCCUGUUGCGAGGUGUCUCUUAGAAGUUGAAAAGUUCUUUUCAAGCCCGAAGUUUUUGCCGUCUUCACUUUUCAACUGGCAAGAUGAAUAUCAGUGGGACAAAGCACAGAAAGGAAAGGCUUUUGACAAGACUUCUGAAGGCCCAGGAGCUCGUCCUGUCUCUCCCUUUUGCAGUUUUCCCAUAACUGGCUUUCUCGUGUGGCUGCUAAAAAGACACCGUAUCAAAUGCAAACUGAGAAGUCACAGUCUUUCAAGAUACAUCAGUGGGGCCCUUGUGGAUAUGCUGCUCUGCUUAGGUUUUUCACAACUUUUGAAAAAUUAGAAAUUGGUGCAUUCUCUCUUGUGUUAUCAGAGCUGCUGACAGUAAGUUCAUGUUCUGUAUGUGCAAAAAGACGAUGCCAUGAAUACAUGACCCAGAGCAGAGUUGAAUUUUAAGGUGCGACUUGUCAGACUUUAACUUCCACAGUAUGAUGUGAUUUGUAUGUCUUCUCUUUUAUGAGACAAUAUAUUGCUGUCAUGAAAUCACAGAAGUGGUGUUUACUUUUCUAUAUAAAGCAGACCUCUCUCAUUCAUAAAGAAAUGUGUGUAACGCUAGAGGAAUGGACGAAAGCAUUUAUGUUAUAAAACAACAUAAAUGUCCAAGUUUGUUUUCUUUUCAUACAGGCAUGAGUUUCUCUUUGUAGCUUGUGCUGUCUCGACAAUCUGUGUUGGAUAUUUGAAGUCCAAACAGUCAGUGUUUCGCGUUCACCAAGGCUGGGGGGCCUGUGGUUUAACACUUUCAAGAAUCACUUUGUGAGGCGGCAUCGUGGGGCAGCCUCAAGAAAACCUGAAAUAGCUGAAACUAGACCUCUGUGCAAAUAAUCACCCUGGGCCUCUGUAAACCGUCAUGUUUAUGCAUUGUAAAUUGUGAAAAGGAAUGCUUUAACAUUGUGUGGCAUAUGUAUUUCAAGGCUUUGAACGUUGGAUGGUAUCCGAAUUUCACCCACACAACCACAGGCUUUUGCUCUCGCCUUUUGACUGAAAUAUCAUUCAGAUUCCACUGGGACUAAAAAAAAGCAACCUUUUUUUGAGGCUGCCUAAAGAAUGUCUCUGAAACAAUUCCCAAGCUGCUUCCAUGCAUUUAGCUAUCACUGCCGCAGGGUCAAAAACCUUCCACCAACUUCUCACUAUUCUAAGUUUUCCUUUGGUGACUAUGCAUUUUUGAAAUUACACAACAGGCUUUGAAAGGUUUGUCUGAGUCCUGACUUCAAAGAUGUUCUAAAUCCAUAGAAGACAUAUUAUAAUCCUCCACUAAAACUGGACAUGCAAAGUAACAACAGAGCUGCUUACAUAAACUCACAGUGGAAGAUAUUUAGAUGUUGCGUCAACCUCUUAAAGGAGUUUGUAAGAAAUCAUUUUGGCGGGAGUGCAGUCGCCACACCGGUUAUCUCUUUCCAUGUAAUUUACUUCAUUUGUAACACACCUUCUCCUUUGAUCUGUGGUUUUGAAAGCUUGACUGCAUGACACACACAGACAAAGAUGCACCCACUCCUUGUAUCCUCAACAGGUUAUAUCACCUUCAGUAUGUCUCAGGCUCAAAAAGACACACAAAUUUCUUAAAAAGAUUUGGUGGUUUUACUUUUGUAGCUUCCCUCCUUAUGCGUAAUUUACUUAUUAGUGUCUUUUGAAAUACACAACUAUUUGAAAUUUUCCAAGUGACUCCCAAAGGCCCCAUGUGUAAAGGAUAUUUGGUCUGAUUUUAAAUUAAAAAUGUAAUGAAAUUCAAAUUCUCCUCACUUUUUUUAAGGUGACAAAACUCAUCACAUCGAAUACAGCAGCUUUGUCAGUGGACCUACGAUCAAACUAUGAUGCUCUACGUACCCCUCUAGCAUCACUUUUGCAUUUGUCCGUUUUCCAUCAGUUUCUGCUCGUUACAUACAUACACCGUCUUUUUAAAAUAAGCUUCCUUGUUGGCAAAAAAAAUCACAGGGACUAAGCAUCGGUUAACAACGUUGGCCACUCAGAUGGUUAACUGAAAGUAUGGCUGUUGGAAUUUAAGUUUAUAAUGAAGUUAUACUACUUUUUCAUACUGACGGUAUCAGUCUGUACCAAAAGCUUCCAAGCCCCCCUGGAGAACAAUAGGGGAUGCUGCUUUUUCUCAAUAAUUCUCGAUAUUUGUAAGUUUUCCUGGCCAAAAUGGGACAUACAUUUAAUAUUGCUGCUGUAGAAAUAUGAGGCUUUCCUCAUUACUGUAUCACCAAACUGAAAAAAAACAGUACCGUAACUUGACUCCCUUUACCUUUUACAUUUUUGAGUUUUCCAAUGGGAAUACAAAAUGUGAGGAACCAACAAUAUGUGAGAAAUGUGCUGUCAGUGCUAUAAAUAAAGAGUCACCACUGGACUUUCAUUCCUGUGUGUUCAUAUUCGACAUGAAAAAAAAUCCUUGUGUUAAAUCAACACACCAUCAAUCUCAGAGUCUAAAUUGAUCUUCUGUGAACAAGGGCCGGUUUGGACAUGGCUCCCAGACAAAAACUGUCAACAUGGCAGGUUCAACAGGCGUGUCAAGAUCUCAAAACUCUGCAGUCAUGCCUCUCCUGUGGCUUUGAUCUUGCUUCCUCGGCAUAUACACACACAUUGGUACGCUCCCACGUGUGCACAUGUAUGCAGUUACACACACCCAGGUGAAAUCCUCUCUCCUUUUGUGAAGCAUUAAGGUGAUUUAUACUGGGCAGAAAAGCAAGGAGGGUGACAUUUUGGAACUUUGGAGCUCAGAGGGCGCUUUGAGAAGAAAUAUGAUAAAUGAUGUCAUGUGGUAUGUCUUGGAGAGAAUGUUGAGCUCCCACCUCAUCUGUGUAGCUGCUGAACUCUGGGCAGAGUAGCUUGUGCAUUCCUGUUCAUUUGAUAACAUGCGCUUAUUUUUUAAACACUCCAUAUCACAGAUUAUCAUGCAGCUCACUGAGUCACAGAGCCAGCAAUAAAUGAGCUUCAGUGUGGGAACAACCUGUAGAUUAUACAACCUUCUAAAAGUUAUACAACAUGAGAGGAUUUGUAGUUUGUUUUUUGUUUACUUGUAAAUAUCAAGUAACUCUUGUGUUUGUUUAUUUCAGGUGGCAGCUAAUGUUUUGGAGGAAACAUUAGAAUAGAGCGCACAUGCAGCGAUGGAGUGAAGAGGAGCUGAGAAGCUCCCCCGCUGCUUUUAGAGAGUGAGGAGGAUUAGGCUGGAGCUCAGUGGAGGCACGACGGCACUCUCGCACAGGCAACCGGAGCUGGAGCCAUGAGCAGGGCGCUUACGGAGCACAUCAGCAGUAGCUUCCGAGAAGAUGCUCCUCGUCCUCCGGUACCGGGGGAGGAGGGAGAGGCGUCAUGCUACAACCCCAGCAGAUCUGCCAAAAUGAGAGCCCAGAGCAAGGUUAAAGAUACUCCCGCCGCCGCGCCUCCCGGCUCCACACCGCGGAGGAACGAGGAUGGACUCGGGGAGCCAGAGGGCAGCGCGUCCCCGGACUCGCCCCUAGUCCGGUGGACAAAGUCUCUGCAUUUUCUCCUGGGCGACCAAGACGGCGCUCACCUCUUUAGGACCUUUUUGGAGCGAGAAAAUUGCGUGGACACUUUGGACUUUUGGUUCGCCUGCAACGGCUUCAGGCAAAUGGACUUAAAGGAUACCAAAACGUUGCGGGUCGCCAAAGUUAUUUUCAAGCGGUACGUCGAGAACAACGGCAUUGUCGCCAAGCAGCUGAAACCCGCCACCAAGACCUUCCUAAGGGAUAGUAUUAAGAAACAACAAAUAGACUCUGCCAUGUUUGACCAGGCGCAGACGGAAAUCCAGUCCAACAUGGAAGAGAAUGCAUACCAGAUGUUUUUGACCUCUGACAUAUACCUCGAAUACGUGCGCACGGGCUGCGAAAACGCGGCGUACAUGAACCACGGCAGCCUCGGCAGCCUCAAGCUGAUGUGCGGAUACCUUCCUCCUCUCAUAGAGGAAGAGGAGUGGAGUUGUAAUGACCUGAAGGCAAAAACGUUAGGGUCUGUGGUUGGACUGUCUGCGAAAACCCUGAGGGCUACUGCUACCAUCCGGACAGCAGCUGAAGUGCUGGAGAAUAGUUGCAGGUCCCUACGUCGAGGAGACCCCGCCAGCCCCUACUUUGUCAACUCCGGCUACAUUUUUGCCCCUGCCACCAGUGCCAACGACAGCGAGAUCUCCAGUGAUGCUACGACGGACGAUUCCAUGUCCAUGACGGACAGUAGUGUAGAUGGAAUCCCUCCAUAUAAGCUGGGCACUAAGAAGCAACUCCAGCGAGAGAUCCAUCGCAGUGUCAAGAUCAAUGGCCAAAUAACGCUACCCCACUUUCCUAGGACACAUCGGCUACCAAAGGAGAUGACCCCUGUUGAGCCCUCAGCCUUUGCUGCCCAGCUCAUAUCGCGGCUGGAGAAGCUGAAGCGAGAGCAGGACACCAUGAGCUCGUUGGAGGAGAGGCUGCAGCAGAUCCAGGAGGAGGAGGAAAGGGAGGAGAGCGUUGAGCUCACCAGCAGCACGUCCCUCCAUCACCCUCUUUUCCCAUCUGGCAGCCAAUGCGAGGAAGACCCCCAGGCGAUCCUGGACGAGCACCUAUCCCGUGUACUGAAGACACCUGGCUGCCAGUCACCAGGUGUGGUUCGGCACUCACCGUGCUCACGCUCCCCAGAUCGGACAGAUGCUUUGGUGUCCUCUGGCCACGGGCCCUUCUUUGGUGCUUAUCCUGGGGCCGCCAAGGCUCUGAUGACAGGCAAGCAGUCCACUAAGCACAUCCACCACCACUACAUUCACCACCACCACGCUGGCGUCAAGACCAAGGAGCAGAUUGAGGCCGAGGCGGCUCAGCGCGUGCAGUGCCUCUGCCCUCCAGGGGGCGCCAAUUAUUCCGACUUCAUCCCUGCUCGUUGCAGCACUUUGUCCAGACGACCAGUCAAAGACACCGACGAGGGCGUGUCUUCGCCACGUCUUCCCCUAGAUGCCACCGACCGCUCUCAGAAUGUUUGGCAGUGGAUCCUAGAGAGUGAGAGGCAGGGCAAGCACAAGCCACACAGCACUCAAGGCCUAAAGAAGUCCAACCCGCUUGACUCCAAGACUCUGCCUGGUCGGACUCACUCCUCUUGGGGUGGAGGCGGCAUUGGCAGUGGGGCUCACCUCCGUGGCCAUCACCCAGGCCACCCGUUCAUCCAGGACCCGGCCAUGCCACCCCUGCCCCCACCUAACACCCUGGCACAGCUUGAGGAGGCCUGCCGCAGACUAGAAGAGGUCUCCAAGCCACCGAAACAAAGGCAUUCAACAGGAGCCAGCAGCCUUCAGAGAGACAGGAGCCACCCAGCAGCAGCCUUCCCCACUUCAGGCAGCCCGCUAGCAAGCCCCGGACUCCAAGCAGACGAGUCUAAAGAGCUAAUGAUCACCUACUUCUUCUGUGGUGAGGAGAUUCCUUAUCGCAGUGUGAUGAAGACCCACUGCCUCAACCUGGGACACUUCAAGGAACAGCUCAGCAAGAAAGGCAACUACCGGUACUACUUCAAGAAAGCCAGUAAUGAGUUUGAGUGUGGUGCCGUGUUCGAGGAGGUGUGGGAGGACGCCACCGUGUUGCCCAUGUAUGAGGGCAAGGUCCUGGGCAAGGUGGAGAAAAUGGACUAAAAGCCACUUUGUUGCCAUCCAACAACCCAACCAACGCCCUUCCCCGCCCAACCAAAAGCUAAACUGUCCCUAAAAAAAAAAAUUGAGCAAGAGACUCUUUGUAAUUAACAAAAAAUACUCUGGACUCCUGUUUUUGUUUUUUGUUUUGUUUUUUCUUCUAUUUCUUAAUAUUAAGCUAAACAGAGUUAAUAUAUCCAGCACAAGAGGAGUGUUUGAAGGAAGACGAGCCAAUGAAGUAUGUCGAACCCAGAGGAGGUGCCGCCCCUCCCUGACUUUAUCAACCAAUCAGCCUUAGAAACACAAGGGAAUGACACGAGAGACUUAAAAAGACCAAUACAAGGAUGAUGACGAUGAUGAAGAUGAUUGGAGGCCAGUGGGGGGGAGACCCCGCCUCUUCUUGAAUAUAACCACUGAAGAUAUAGAUGACUGUUUUGUUGUGAUGUGAUGAGCAACUGAUGGUGCAUUCAUGCCAAGUGCAACGGACUAGCAGGCGCUGAAGACACGGCUCCACCAACCUGCUCUUAACGCUACACUCCAACAUCGUUACAAAAACGUCUGUACAUGUGCAUAUACAUACAUGCAUAUAUGUAUAUAUACAUGUAUUAUAUAUAGAGAUGCUUUUUGUCUUGAGUUGAAAGUUUUUAAGUAUUUAUUGAAAAAAAAAAACCCAACCCACUCUUUUCCCUGUUUUUAAAAUCCUGUGUCCCUCCCCCUCCCUAUUCCAGCCAAUGGGCAAGCUGCUUUGAAUGUUGGGAGAAUACUGUGGUGAUAUUGUUAAGUGUUUGUUUUUGUCUGUUUUUACUUUACACAAAGGAUGUGACACUAGCCUAGCACCUCCCAUCGCCUUGUAGCCCUGUCUGAUCCAAACUAACAACCUUAGCAGUGGUCGUGUCUGAGGCGCACUCCCUCCUCUAUUCUAAUGGUCAAUCCCAGUCUUAUAUGCUGCUGAUAAUUUGUAAUGUUUGUCACACUAGUAUUUCCUCUCCCUCGUUCUCCCCCUCCCUCUCUUUUUCCCCUCAGUCCGGUGACAGAGCUCAAUCUUUUUUGUUGUGCCUUUGUUUGUGAACCAGGCAUUGCACGAGGGUAGGGGGGUGAAAACAGUUGCAGAUACACACAGAGGAGACCUGGAGCACAAGCUGUACCAUCUAAUAAUGGCAGUGUUUACAGCCCGCACACUAAAAUAACUUUUGCUAACAAGAACAAGUGAGAAUGACUUCUCAACGGAAGUCAGCUAGUGUGUCAAAAGACACACAAGAAAAGAAAACAGAACAUUGAAGAAUUAUGGCUCCAAUAUCCUAUGAAUGUUGUUACAGUAACAUCGUAUAUAGCAGAGCUCCUGUAUACAUUGUAAUUAUGCAUUCUGAAGUACGGAUACUGACACGUGAUGCACACACACACACAGUGCACACACAGUAUCUCUGGUGUUUUAUGAGUACAGCACCUGUGCCUACAUGGAUGCCAUACCAUGUGCUACCCUGUUUCAGGGUUUUAAUAUAUAUCCCUUGGUUUUCAGAAGGGUUUUAUGUUGAAAAGAUAUUUUUAUGCUUUUAAUAAUAUCCUGUAAUCAUGUUUUGUUUUUACACCACGGCCUUUUUUUUUGUUUCAUUAUAUCUAAACUGUAAAUUAUACAUUAUAUAAAGAGUUUCAUUUAAAGAUUUACAUGGACCUAUAAUUAUUGUAAUUAUUGAGAGAUGUAGCCUUUAUUAAAGUUUUAUAUUUUUCAAAUGAAAGCUGUUGUGUCUGGAUUUGCUUCUUUCUUGAUUGUCUAGAAUAAGCUGUCAAUGGUUUUCACUGCACUUCUAAUGUCAUCACGAUACAUUGUCUUAUAUCAUGGUCUGGCUGAAUCCUCGAUUGGCUAAUGUUGUUGUUAAACAUACUUUCAAAUUAUACUUUUUGUUUAUUCAACUGCAUGCAAUGUUAAUGACUUUAAAUGAUUAUAAAUAUUUCUGGCUCAAGUAAAACAGACUUUAUGUUCAUGUUGCCAUGUCGUAUCUAAGGUUCGUCCUAUUUACUGGAGUAGUGACCAACGUUUCCAUAGCAUAAGAACCUUAUGGGAUGGUAAUGAUUGUUCCAGGUAUUAGCAAACCCCCAGGCGUUACCAGGGAUUGUGAAAAGUUUUGAAUAGCAAAACGAAUGGAAAAUCUACAUAUAUGGUCUUAAUUCUUCUUGCACUUGUCGUGUUUUUUUUGCUGUCCAGACUUGCAUUCUUGAUUAUAUCCAGACUAAAGCAGUCUGGAUACAAUCUGGAUAUGCAAAAGAAAUGUUGGGCAGGCAGUCUGAACGAGGCCUUAGAGAAGUCCCAUACAAUUGGAACAUCCUAUAUGAUUCUGGGCAGAGACCUUUUCUUGUGUGUUAUAUCCUCUCCUGCUGGGAAAAAAGCCAAAAUAUUAUCUCAAAAGUAUCAGUCUGAUAAAACCAACCAAAUGCAUCAAUAUCAGCUGUUUAAUUGUAAAUGCCACACUUUAGCUAAAUUUGAAGAAAUAUUGAAUAGUGAACAUCACACGACACCCCAUGCUUCAGUGAAAUGAUAGCCUAUCUAUUGAAAAUGACAGAAUUUGCUAAGUAGGGCAGUAUGUACUGUUAUUAAAUACUUACGUGAAUUAUUCUUGACAGUUACCAGCUUUCUGUAUAACCUCCACGUCUUUCUCAGUAAUGAAGAACACGAAAUGUUAGCGCCAUCCCCAUUGAAGCGGUACAGCAGCGCUAUGAUCAUACCACAGCACAGAUUGAAGGUGGACAGGUGAUGAAUGAAAAUAAGUCUUGUAGUCGCAUCACACAGUCAGGAGUUUCACAACCUUAAAAACCUGUCUUUGUGCCGGAAAAAUAAUGGAAGUUUAAAUUUGUGAAUGCAAGCUGUUAAUUCACUGCGUAAACAGAAAUCACUUAAAGCCUGUAACCUUUUGAUGUGUUACAGUCCCUCAGUGGUUAAAUGUGCGCCUUCAGUAUUCAGCACUGUAUA